Molecule: messenger RNA, 255 nt
Organism: Macrosiphum euphorbiae (potato aphid)
Lineage: Eukaryota; Metazoa; Arthropoda; Insecta; Hemiptera; Aphididae
Source: the annotation of a GenBank genome assembly
AUGUACGAAAUGGCAGCGGCUUCGCAGUACGGUACCACGGCUGGAUAUAACGAUUACUACCACCCACACGCGCACCCACAUCAUCCACAUCACCACGGGCACCCACAUCCACACCACCAGCAGGCGUCGCUAUAUCACGCUGCCGCGGCUGCUGCAGCAGCUGCCGCCGCCGCAGCAGCCUCCGGUGGACCGCAAUCGUCAGCGUCGUCCGUGUCUGGCGCUGCCGCCGCGGCCGGAUCGUCGUCGCCGUUGUGA